AUGGCGGAUAUCCUCAUCGUCGGCGGCGGCACUGCUGGCGUCGUCCUAGCUUCUCGACUGCACCAGAACAAACCAGAGCUCUCCAUUCUCCUCAUAGAGGCAGGCCCCGAUGUCACCAAUCACGCGCAUAUCUCGAAUCCUGCUGAAGCUGCGUUUUUGCAUGGCUCAGACCUCGACUGGAUGUACAUGACCGCUCCCCAGAAACAUCUCAAUGGCCUUCCCCGCUACAAUUGCGCAAUCAAGGGCUUGUCGGGCGGCACCAUUAUCAACACCGGCGGCUGGAUUCGAGGUGAUGCCCUCGACUAUGAUGAGUGGGCGAAGCAAGUGAACGAUCCGCGAUGGAGCUACAAUGGCCUUCUUCCAUACUUCAAGCGUUCUGAGCACCAUUUUGACCCCAACGCCGAUCCUGCCCAACAUGGAUUUGAUGGCCCAAUGCACACCGCAUCUAUCAGCUCUUCUGGCCGCAAGUUUCCCCUACGAGACACCAUUCUCAAGCUCUGGUCUCAUCUCGGCCUGAAAUACGUACUCGAUGCGAACAACGGUCAUCCACAGGGCAUUGCGGAAUUAGUCGAGAACUGGCGAGAUGGAAAGCGACAGAUCGCCAGCUCCGUCUAUCCACUUGAUGGAGUCAAAGUCCUGACCGACACUCUCGUGCGUCGCAUUCUCCUGGGCAGCGAGAAUGUUGCUGAGGGCGUGGAGUUGGCCAAUGGAGAGAAGCACAUGAUCAAACCAGAUGGUCAAGUCAUCGUCUCUGCUGGCGCCUAUCGUACGCCGCAACUCCUCCAGCUUUCAGGCAUCGGCGACCCAGCACAGCUCUCCCAGCGUGGCAUUGAAACAUCCGUCAACCUCCCAGAAGUCGGCAAGAACCUGCACGACCAUCUGAUGCUCUUCAGAUACUGGAAGCUUCGCCAUCCAGAGAAAGGGCUUGCUCUCGGAUCUCCAUCAUUUUCUGGUCCCAACUUUGAGAAAGGAGGACCAGUUGACUGGCUGGUCACAGCACCUAUUCCCACCGCACCUCUGAAAGCAGCCAUCGAAAAAGAUGAAGGCCCAGUUUCAGACGACCAUGCCCUAUUGAAAGGUCCACGAAGCCAUCUAGAGAUGAACCUUCUCUACGCCGCUGUCGCCGCAGAGACGCAAGGGCUCCAAAUCCCUCUGGACGGAAACUCUAUAAUGACCUACUAUAUGGGCUGCCUACCCACCUCCCGUGGCUCCAUCACUCUCGCCUCAAGUGAUCCAGCCGCCCAACCCGUCAUCGACCCUAACUACUACGCCACGGAGACAGACAAGCACGUUAUGCGUGAAGGAUUCCGCAUGCACACUCGACUCAUGUACGAUACGCCAGAAGGAAAAGAACUUGUGGUAGAAGAACAUACUCCCCCCGGGCUACCGACCCUUGGAUUAGAUGCUUCAGAUGAGCAAAUCGAUGAACGGAUCAAGUUCGGCGGGUCUACCGUAUUUCAUCCUGGCGGGACGGCUGCUAUGGGAAGCGUUGUUGAUGGUUCGCUCAAAGUCAAGGGCGUUCAGAGACUGAGGGUGGUUGAUGCUAGUGUGAUCCCUCAGCCGCUUGCUUCGCACUACCAGGUCGCGGUUUAUGCUAUCGCUGAGCAGGCUGCCGAUAUCAUCCUGAGUGAGCUUGCUUGA
Mytilinidion resinicola is the source of this 1641-nucleotide messenger RNA. Its product is annotated as putative glucose dehydrogenase. Gene Ontology annotation, molecular function: flavin adenine dinucleotide binding; oxidoreductase activity, acting on CH-OH group of donors. The transcript is spliced from 2 exons. Lineage: Eukaryota; Fungi; Ascomycota; Dothideomycetes; Mytilinidiales; Mytilinidiaceae. The record is from RefSeq and is a predicted model, not a curated record. Bases 1 to 1641 code for a protein of 546 amino acids.